This is a messenger RNA of Rhinichthys klamathensis goyatoka, 1692 nucleotides long. Its product is annotated as G2/M phase-specific E3 ubiquitin-protein ligase-like. Gene Ontology annotation, cellular component: nucleus. The transcript has 12 exons. Lineage: Eukaryota; Metazoa; Chordata; Actinopteri; Cypriniformes; Leuciscidae. The record is from RefSeq and is a predicted model, not a curated record. Bases 1 to 1692 code for a protein of 563 amino acids. Gene Ontology annotation, molecular function: ubiquitin-protein transferase activity.
AUGAGCAAGACCAGGAAUGGCUUUAAGCCCAUGAGAGGGAAAAACCUACCUCUACAUGUUGACCCCCAGUGGGCAUCUGAGCAACUCUUGGCAGCUGCAGUGAAAAAACAAAAAGAUUUCAAUCAAGACAUGGAAGAUGGAGAAUAUGUCUUGCUUUAUCCAGAUGGCUCUCAGAUAAAAAAUAUCCCUGGGACUGACACACCUUUUACCAUUGGACAAUACAAAGAGGCCAUUGGAAAGGCGUUUCAAAGGAUCACAUUGUACAUCUGUACCCUUGAGGAUUUGUUGUCAAAGAAAGAUGAGGAUGAGGAUGAAGUUGUUAGGGUGCAACCCAAUAUGUCACCUCUUUCUGACACAGUGCUUUGGUCUGGUCCCGAAAGCAGUACACCAGAGCAUAGACCUUGGUCAGCCACAACAUCUGAGAGAUCCCAGCAAGCCAACAGUGCAACAAGACCCAAACAGACAACCUCCUCAGUGGGUGAACUUAAGUCAAGUGACUUCUACAGUACAUAUACCAAUAUAUAUGCACCUAUCACCAUUGACAGCAGUUCCUCAGAUCUUGAGGAAGUAGAGAAACUGCCAGAGAAAGACAGUGAUGGACAUGAUGGGCUAACAGCUGCAGACGUAGUGUCAAAUCUGUCACUUAAUCUUAAAAAAUCAUCCUGUAGCAGAUUUAACAUUAACCGGGCAAAUGUCUGGGAUGGUGCCUUAAGAGGUUUCAGGCGAUCCUCAUUUGACCCCACCUGCAGCUUGAUGGUGAAAUUCACAGAUGAUGCGGGGCUGACUGAAGAGGCUUUGGACAGCGGGGGCCCUUCUCGUGAAUUUCUGACCCUGCUGAUGGACACCAUCAAAACCAGGAGGGUAUUUGAAGGCAAAGAAAAUGCCAAAUACCUCUCAUUUGAUUGUAAAGCUGCAGAAGACAAUGAGUAUUUCCAGAUUGGAAAAAUGAUUGCUGUCUCAAUUGUCCAUGGAGGUCCAGGGCCUCGUUGUCUUUCCCCAAAUUUCUUCCUUUACCUAAUUGGUAAAGUAAAGACAAUUGAGGCCCCAGUUGAGGACAUACCUGAUGAUGAGGUCAAGAAGACCCUCCUUGAGAUAAAGAAUGCUACAUCACUGAGUGAACUCCAGGGACUCACAGAAAAACACUCCAGCAUGCUUCAGACAGCAGGCUGCUAUCGGUUCAUGAGGACUCUGGGGGAUAAGAAUAAAGUAGUAGAUGAUUACAUUCAGUGGUAUUUCAUCUACCGAAACCAUGUUUCCAUCCAGAGGUUCAAAGAGGGACUAGCAACUCUUGAUUUUGUCAAUGCCUUGGAACAGCAUCCUUCACUCUUCUUCUCAUUCAUGUGCUACACUGAGACCAAGCUGACAGCUGAUGCUGUGGAGAACAUCUUCCAAGUGCAGUUUAGUCAACCUGGUAGCACCAACCGUCAGGAGGAGGCCAGAGUACUGAGCUACUGGCGAGAUUAUCUGCUCUACCUGGAAGAAAAAGAGACUAGUCCUUCUUUGGAAGAUGUCCUCAUGUUUGGAACUGGGCUGAAGGAAGUUCCUCCUGCAGCAAUACAGCCACAGCCACUGCUAGUCUUUCAGAAGAUCUCACGCUUUCCCAUGGCAAAUGUAUGUUCAAAUACAAUCAAAAUUCCAAUCUUACCCAGUAGGGAGCUUAAAUCACUGAUGUUCAGAAAAACACUGGUGUAA